GCGGCGCCGCCACCAGAUGCGGCGCCGACCCCCGCCCGCGCCGGGUCCACGGGGCGCGAGCUGUCGCGGUCGUCCUACUCCACCGCCACCGGCGGCGACGCCGAGAGGCGUGAGGACUCGAGCAGCGCGGAGCGGCGCGAGCUGGACGCCGAGGUGCCCCCCCGGCGCGAGUCGGAGAGCGUCGAGUUCAACGACAGACGGGACGCGAUGCCUCCGAGUUCGCCAAGCGAGCGGAGCUGCAGCACGGUCAACAAAUACGAGCAGGCGAUCAAUGUCUACGCGGACAUCGGGGGCACGGGGCUGAUCGAGAACACGAGGCUCAAGCUUGAGGCCACGAGUGCGCACAUCAAAGACAUGCGUACCCCAGCCACAUCCCACAAGCAGUGCGCUCAGAAGCUCGAGAAGGCAAAUGACAAAGAAGAAACGGUGCUCGGCAAAGAGGUUGCGGCGCGCGCGGCAAAGCUCGGCGGCGGCAAAGCAGCUGAGGAGUUCGUCGAGGUGCCCGAAGAUGUGCUGCAGCUGGGCCCUGAGAGCAGCGAGCUCAAGAGUGACCCCGGGCUGCUCCAGUUCUACAGGUCCUUCGCGUUCCGUACUUCAGCAGGCGACUUGACGGAGGCAGUGCAGCCAGAGCUGGCGGCAGCACGGAUUGUGUUUGACGAGGUCAAUAGUUUGCGAUGGGACCUUGAGGUCCACGGGUUGUCUAUGAAGAGAGGAUGCUCUGCGACGGCGCCGAUGCCAGGCCGAGCCGAGGGGGCGCGCUUCAUGGAUACGUGCAACGCGAACCAGGGCAAUCAGACCCUGCAGAAGCGCCUCCUCCAGACGGAGUCGCUCAUUGUCCUUGCGCAGGAGAUCGGGUAUCAUGGCUGGGAGUGCGAAGCGUUGAGUGCAUGGGCCAGCGACCGCAGGUGGAAUGUGACUAUCGUUCCAGGUGCGCCUGCGGAAGGGAAGUUGCCGUCGGCAGGGCUCUGCAUCUUCGCGCGUGAAGGACAGGGAAUGACUAUCGAGAACGUGAAGAUCCGGAUGAAUGUCGGAUUGGCGAUGGCUGGGCGGCAGCGCCCAUCAUUAAUCGGUGGAGGUUGGUAUAUGCCAGCUGCGGAAGCCGAAGCGUCCACAGUCACGGCCACUGCGCAGUUGUCAUUGCCGGUGCCGACAGGCGUGACUUGCAGAGCGGCGACGGCCAACGCAGCCGUCGACCUCUUCGCGCCCGCAGCUGGCAUGAUGCGACUUGUCCAGCCAGUCAAGGCAGACCUCGAGUGGGCGGUCAAACCCCAUAGGCCUGUGAUUGCUGCAUUUUCAUCGCGCGGCAAUGGGCUGGUCUACCUCGCGUGCGUAGGAGGCGACAAGCUAUCGCAGCAGAAGGAUGCCAUCGCGACGCUGGCCAACCUGAAGCCAGGCAGGGCAGCCCCCGACAUCGUGAAGCUCAAAGACGAGAUCCACAGUGCCAAUCUGACUGCCUUCUACCUGAAGUGGCAGUGGCGCGUGAUGAAGCUGAAGUUGGACAACAUGUACUGCAAGCGCUACGGGAUGCAGGAUAGCAUGACCCACUCGUUCACGGAGCAUUUGCGUACCAUGAUGAAGACAUUCCUCGGAUGGACCUCGGGCUACAAGCACGCGUCGUCGACAUCGAUGGCAAUGGCGUGGAUCAGACCAGCGACGCUGCGCGCCGACUCCAAGGGCGCGAUCAACCUCUUCCAGCAGGUGGCGCAGGAUAUGGUGCAGGUUACACAGCGUUACGGUGGAGUCUUCGGAUUUGCGCACAGCUUGGGCGUGCUCAAUUUCAUCCAGGAUGUGAAGCACAUCAAGGCACGCCGAUCAGGUGAAGGGUACAGCAACCUAGAUGCGGCGACAAAGAGGAUCACCGACGGCAGUGUUGUGGCUGACCGUUUUGUUGAGCUAGGUGCCGCUGGCGUGGUGCCUGACUGCACGGCCUUGAGCACCUGUGCCAGCUGGUUCUCGAGCCGCUGCGAGCCCCUGCUGGCCGGACACACCGCCCUGGCCGACGUGGCCCCCCUCGUCGACGGGGGCCUCAUGCCCGCGGGCCGCGCCUCGCUCAGCGGCCGGGGCGACUGGGCCUCCGCGCCGCUCGGGGGCAGCCUGGAGCGGGUGCUGGCCGAGUCGACCGCGUACGCCAACAACGCGGGGAUGUAUAUGCCCAGCCUCGGGUCGGGCGUGUCCGUUUUGCAGGGGGGAGUAUCCAAGCCUUCGGGGGGCGAUGUUUCUGACAGGUCUGGCUGGUUUUGA
Molecule: messenger RNA, 2241 nt
Organism: Prorocentrum cordatum
Lineage: Eukaryota; Dinophyceae; Prorocentrales; Prorocentraceae
Source: the annotation of a GenBank genome assembly